UCCCCAGGGUCCCUCUCAAGCUGUCCUAGGGGAGGGGGCUCUGGGAGCCACGUGGCCCCUCCCUGCCUCUCGCUUCAUCUCCCGACAAGCUCCAGAGGGGCGGGGAGAGAGCGCUGGAGGAGGAGGAACUCAGCAGCUCUGCAGAGGGGGCCAGGAGCUCCGGUAUUUGGUACCCCCAGCCCCAACGCUGUUGCUGCUGCUGCAGCGGGGACACAGGCCUGGCUGUGGCUGCUCUCUUCCUCCUCCUCCUGCUGCUGCUACUGCUGCUGUUAUUGCUGCUGCUCCCACUGCUGCUACUGCUGUGGCUGGGUACACACUGCCAGCUCCUCGGUGUAUGUUUACCUCAGAUCUGCGCUCAACGGUGGGACCCAGCCUUCUGGUCUUCUCUACCAGCAUCCUGCAAGGUUCAGCAACCCCUCUCCCGGAAGACACACCCAACUUUCUUCCAAUACCCCGCCCCCUCUCCAACCUAUUUUGAGGGAAUCCCCUUCCUCUUAGCCUAGUCUUUUGAGUUUCCCUUGUGUGCUUAGGGGGCUAUAUCCAACUUUAUAGUACAGUUGUGUAUCGGCCCUUCGGGAUUCCCUAGACUCCCUCGUUCUCACCUAGAGCUCUUCAGAUAUGAACCAGACUUCCUAAGCCCCUCCAGGUAACCUCUCUGCCGGCUGUCUCCCAGCGUCUUAAAUAAGCCAGUCCCAUAUACCACUUUAGCUACCCCCGCCCCAAUCCUAACCUCUCCUGCCUUCCCUAGAUCUCCUGUAGACACCCUCCAGGCUAUUCUUGGCAGUGCUAGUCACUCCGGAGAUACUUUUUAGCAUCUUUACAACCUCCUGGCUACCCUUGAGAUGCUCCAGUCCCCUUUUGUGAUCUACAAGGGGGCUCCAACCCAGGGAUCUUUUCCUGGCAGUCUUCUGGGUGUGGACAGCCCUUCGGCCUCUUUCAAACAGCUCUGGUUCCAUCCUCAGCCCUCUGAAUGCCCCUACCCAUCUCCUCUCCAACCCAACUGAAGGAUUACAGACCCUCCAUUACUGGGAUCUCUUGAGAGUGAGCAACUCCCAACCUAUUUCUUGGUCCCUCUGGACACCCUCAGACAUCUCUCAGGAAUGUGUUGACUUCUUUAGAAUCAUCUCAGUCUUUCUAGACCUGAAGAUCCUUCUUGGUUUCUCUGGCACAUCAACCCCUUCUCAGUUCCUUAGAAACCUCCCAAAUAUCCCCCCAAGCUUCUGUCUGUUUUUCUAGUUCCUUCUCUCUGUGUCUGUCUCUCUGUCUCUGUCUCUGUUUCUCUCUCUCUUUAUACACACACACACACACACACACACACACACACACACACACACACACACACUGGUUUCCUUUUCUGGGUCUCUCCAAGCCUCUACCAUCCUGGAGAUAGCCACAUUCUCCUAAAUACAACACCCCCAAGUCUCCGAGGGUCUGGGGAGCUGCAGGAUGGCGGCAGGUGUGGCCACAUGGCUACCAUUUGCAAGGGCUGCAGCAGUGGGCUGGCUGCCCUUAGCCCAGCAGCCCCUACCCCCAGCACCGGAGGUGAAGGCAUCCCGAGGGGAUGAGGUUCUGGUGGUGAACGUGAGUGGUCGGCGCUUUGAAACCUGGAAGAACACGCUGGAUCGCUACCCAGACACAUUGCUAGGCAGCUCAGAGAAGGAAUUCUUCUAUGAUGCUGAAUCUGGCGAGUACUUCUUUGAUCGUGACCCUGACAUGUUCCGGCACGUGCUGAACUUUUAUCGCACAGGCCGACUACACUGCCCCAGGCAGGAGUGCAUCCAGGCCUUUGAUGAGGAGCUAGCCUUCUAUGGCUUAGUCCCAGAGCUUGUUGGUGACUGCUGUCUUGAAGAGUAUAGGGACCGCAAGAAGGAGAAUGCAGAGCGCCUGGCAGAAGAUGAGGAGGCCGAGCAGGCCGGGGAAGGUCCAGCCCUUCCAGCAGGCAGCUCCCUGCGACAGCGACUCUGGAGGGCCUUUGAAAACCCACACACAAGCACUGCAGCACUGGUUUUCUACUAUGUGACUGGCUUCUUUAUAGCUGUGUCAGUCAUUGCCAACGUAGUGGAGACCAUCCCAUGCCGUGGUCCUGCACGGUGGCCCACAAAAGAGCAGCCGUGUGGUGACCGCUUCCCUACAGCCUUUUUCUGUAUGGACACGGCCUGUGUGCUCAUAUUCACCGGGGAAUACCUUCUGCGGCUUUUUGCAGCCCCCAGCCGUUGCCGCUUCCUGCGUAGUGUUAUGAGCCUCAUCGAUGUGGUGGCCAUCCUGCCCUACUACAUUGGGCUUUUUGUGCCCAAGAACGAUGACGUCUCUGGUGCCUUUGUCACCCUACGUGUGUUUCGGGUCUUCCGAAUCUUCAAGUUCUCCAGGCACUCCCAGGGCUUGCGGAUUCUGGGCUACACCCUCAAGAGCUGUGCUUCCGAGCUAGGCUUCCUCCUCUUUUCCCUCACCAUGGCUAUCAUCAUCUUUGCCACUGUCAUGUUCUAUGCUGAGAAGGGCACCAGCAAGACCAACUUCACAAGCAUCCCUGCUGCCUUCUGGUAUACCAUUGUCACCAUGACCACACUUGGGUAUGGCGACAUGGUGCCUAGCACCAUCGCAGGCAAAAUUUUUGGGUCCAUCUGCUCACUUAGUGGUGUCUUGGUCAUUGCCUUGCCUGUACCAGUCAUUGUGUCUAACUUCAGCCGUAUAUACCACCAGAACCAGCGUGCUGACAAGCGCCGAGCACAGCAGAAGGUACGCCUGGCAAGAAUCCGGUUGGCAAAGAGUGGUACCACCAACGCCUUCUUGCAGUAUAAGCAAAAUGGGGGCCUUGAGGACAGUGGCAGUGGGGAGGGACAGAUGCUGUGCGUUAGGAGCCGCUCUGCUUUCGAACAACAGCAUCACCAUCUGCUGCAUUGUUUGGAGAAGACUACGUGUCAUGAGUUCACAGACGAGCUCACUUUCAGUGAGGCCCUUGGAGCUGUCUCACUGGGUGGUCGCACCAGCCGCAGUACCUCAGUAUCAUCCCAGCCAAUGGGGCCUGGGAGCCUGUUUUCAUCCUGCUGCUCUAGAAGGGGAGAGCGCAGAGCCAUCCGCCUUGCCAACUCUACUGCGUCUGUCAGCCGUGGCAGCAUGCAGGAGCUAGACACACUAGCGGGUCUUCGGAGGAGCCCUGCCCCUCAGAGCCGCUCAAGCCUCAAUGCCAAGCCCCAUGACAGCCUUGACCUGAACUGUGAGAGCCGGGACUUCGUGGCUGCCAUCAUCAGUAUCCCCACCCCUCCUGCCAACACGCCAGAUGAGAGUCAACCUUCCUCCCCUGGUGGCGGUGGCAGUGGUGGCAUGGCUAACACCACCCUCAGGAACUCCAGCUUGGCUACUCCGUGCCUCCUCCCUGAGACUGUCAAGAUCUCUUCCCUGUGAGGAAUGGGCCUGCCCAUUCAGAGGGCCUUCUUUAUUCUUGGGAACUCCUUUCCAAAGCCAUAUUUUGGGGAGGCAAAGAGGGACAGACCCGGGAACUCCUUAUGCCCCCAGACAAGAACUAUGCAAUGGAGUUUCAUAGAAUGGCCCAUCUGAUGGGGAAGUAGGGAACGAGGAACUUCCCUCAGUUCAGACAGUUUUUCUUGUGGGAGCUUGAAGCAUGGGACUCCAUAGGUCCCUGGCCUCCUUGCCCCAGCAUGCUGGGACUGGCCUCUCUCUCCUAGCUGGCCUCUUGCAUGCCUCUUCCCUUGGGCCCUCUGAGGCAGGUUAAAGCUUUCUAUAGUCUGACAUUUGAGGUCUGGUCUGACAAGAGUUGAGAGUUUCUCUUCUCUUUGGUUGUGUUGCGCAGGUUUGGGGGUUCAGGGAAGAGAACCCUCAACUCUAAUUUAGCCUCUAGGGGGCAAGGUUUUGUCCUUCUCAGGCCCAGCAUUUCCCAGAUUUGGAAGCUUGGAAUGCAACCCUGGGCUGGCUUAAUGGGCUGUGGCCUCUGUAGUGACCUGCUACCCUCAAGCUUUGCCUGAGGGGGUCAGGCUGCUUCUCCCAACAAAGAGAUAGCACAAACACUACCCUCCCCUGGCUAGCUGCUGGAAGUGACUUCCUGCCACCUGUCUUCUGCUGGGCCUCCAGCAAACUAGCAAUAGCAGCUGCUGUCAUACCAAUGUGCAAAGCCUCGGACCAAUUCGCUGCAGCAUAUACAUGUGCUCUGAUCAGAUGGGCCACAUCUAACUACUCUCUUCUCUGAUGUGCUCCCUUCUUGGGUUGGUCUGCAGUCUGGACCUGCUGAGAUAAGAGACUAACAUCCAGCAAGAGCUGGCGUGGGCUGGUUUCAUAUUCUUGGGCAGAAAUCCAGAAAUAGUGUGGGCAGAGGACAAAAUUGUUCCUGACCCCUGGGAGAGAUAGAAGAUAUCGCCUCCUUCUCUGCUGUAACUCCUUUUGCUCGCUGUCUUCUCCUCCCUCUUGGGUCACUUGGAUCUAUGCUCUCAGACCGAAUCUCACGUUAUCUCAGGUUCCCUUGUCUCCAGCUCUGUCCCUCUAAAGCUGGCAGCUGACAAAGAUGAAGUUUUCAUCAGUCAAUAAAACCUAAGAGGAGAGAUGUGGACCGAA
Messenger RNA from Rattus norvegicus (Norway rat), 4560 nucleotides. RefSeq names its product potassium voltage-gated channel subfamily D member 1 (gene Kcnd1). NCBI's taxonomy places the organism in Eukaryota, Metazoa, Chordata, Mammalia, Rodentia, Muridae. The record is from RefSeq and is a predicted model, not a curated record. Gene Ontology annotation, biological process: protein homooligomerization; potassium ion transport; monoatomic ion transport. Gene Ontology annotation, molecular function: voltage-gated potassium channel activity; monoatomic ion channel activity; A-type (transient outward) potassium channel activity. Gene Ontology annotation, cellular component: voltage-gated potassium channel complex; membrane.